Pipistrellus nathusii (Nathusius's pipistrelle) is the source of this 2906-nucleotide messenger RNA. Lineage: Eukaryota; Metazoa; Chordata; Mammalia; Chiroptera; Vespertilionidae. The record is from the annotation of a GenBank genome assembly.
AUGACCCCAGCUCUGAGGGAGGCAGCAACAAAGGGUCUCUGCUUUUCAUCUUUGCCAAGCACCAUGGAGUCUGACAAGAUGUUAUGCAUGGACGGCCUGAGAACUGGGGAUGCAAAGCUAAAGGGAGACACUUUCUCUCAGAUGCUGGGCUUUCCAACUCCUGAACCUACUCUUAACACUAGUUUUGUGAAUUUAAAACAUUUUGGCUCCUCUCAGUCUUCAAAACAUUAUCAGACUGUUCUUUUAAUGGGUUCUAAUUCUGCAUUAAAUAAAUACAAUAAGAAUUAUAAACAAAAGAAAUUAGGGGAACCCAACUGCAAUAAGCUGAAAAAUAUACUGUGUAAUGGCAGCAACAUUCAGCUCAAUAAAAUUUGUCAUUCUCAUUCUGAAGAGUUCGUCAAAAAGGAACCUCUGUCAGAUAACACAAGCAAGUGCAUGACAGAUGUAAAAAUUACUUUGGAUUCAAAUAUAACCAAAGACACUAAUGUAGAUAAAGCACAACUACAAAACUGUAAAUGGUACCAGAAAAAUGCACUUUUGGAUAAAGUUACUGACGCUGAGAUUAAGAAGAGUCUAUGGCACUGUGCUCAGAAGAAAAUUGGGCCUGCUAGUUCCUCAGCUUCUGAAAAAGAAGAGGAAGUGAAUGCUCGUUUACUUAAUUGUAUAAGCAAACAGAAAAUUCUACUUAGUCAGGCUAGAAGAACUCAAAAACAUUUGCAGAUGCUCCUGGCAAAGCAUGUUGUUAAGCACUAUGGUCAGCAAAUGAAAUUUUCUAUGAAACAUCAGCUCCCCAAAAUGAAGAAUUUUCAUGAACCUACAACAAUUUUGGAUAACAGUUUUUCUAAAUGCACUGAAAUUAAGCCAGAUAUCAACUUACUGAAUGCCGAGAAUAAAUUAUGGAAUGAUACAAAAAAUGGCUUUGCACGGUGUACAGCUGCAGAAAUCCAAAGAUUUGCACUGUCUGCUACAGGGCUGUUGACUCAUGUUGAAGAGGGUCUGGAUUCUGAUGCAACUGAUAGCAGCUCUGAUGACGAUUUGGAUGAAUAUGCCAUUAGAAAAAAUGUGGCAGUUAACUGUAGUACUGAAUGGAAGUGGCUUGUAGACAGAGCAAGAGUUGGCAGCCGAUGGACGUGGCUUCAAGCCCAGAUUUCAGAGCUGGAAUACAAAAUCCAACAACUAACGGAUAUUCACAGGCAGAUUCGUGUCUCCAAGGGGAUAGUGAUCCUAGAAGAAUGCCAACUUCCAAAAGACAAUUUGAAAAAGCAAAUACAAUUUGCAGACCAAGCAGCUGCAUUAAAUAUUACAGGGAAUCCUCAGAUUCCCCAAGAGAGUCAAGAUCCUUUACCAGAACAAGACUUUGAAAUGUCACCAAGUAGCCCUACACUGCUUCUUCGCAACAUAGAAAAACAGAGUGCACAGUUGACUGAGAUCAUCAACAGUUUGAUUGCCCCUCUCAACAUGUCCCCAACUUCAUCACCCCUCUCCGCCAAGUCCUGUGCCCAUAAAUGUCGGGCUAAUGGCAUUUCCAGGAGUACUUCAGAGAAUUUAGAUGAGCUCUCUUCCUCGAGUAGCUGGUUACUUAACCAGAAGCACAGUAAGAAAAGGCGAAAAGACAGGACAAGAUUGAAAUCUCCAUCCUUGAGUGUCAUGAGUACAGCAGCUCGAACCAGGCCACUUCAGAGUUUCCACAAAAGAAAACUCUACAGAUUGAGCCCUACUUUGUGUUGGACUUCACAGACUUUGCCUUCAAAAGAAACAACAUCUUUAAAUACUGCGCAAAUGCCUUGCCUGCAGUCAGCUUCAACUUGGAGUAGCUGUGAACACAAUUCAGAGUCUCAAAUAUUAAGCGAACAUGUAUCAGAGUUAGACUAUUCUUUCCAUCCUGUUCUGUCACUGCCAUCCGAUGUGCCUCUUCAUUUUCACUUUGAAACAUUGUUGAAAACAACUGAAAUAAAAGGAGAUCUUGCUGAAAAUAAAUUUGUAGGAGACUGUAUCAUAUCUCCAUCCCCUGAAUAUAAUUCUUCUCUGAGUCAAUGGAGAAAUGGAUAUUCCCCUACAUGCAAGCCUCAAAUAAGGUCAGAAACUUCUGCACAGCUGUUACAGGGGAGAAAGAAAAGACACUUGAGUGAAACAGCAUUAGGAGAAAGAAGUCAAUUUGAAGAAUUUGCUUUCCAAUGCACAGAACCAGGAUCCCACAGCAAUUUUGCUGCAGUUGCUAAUGCCAACAUUCCAUCAAGAACCCAGAAUUCAACACAAAAUACUGCACGACGGAGACUGAGAAGUGAGAGUUCUUAUGACAUAGAUAAUAUUGUGAUUCCCAUGUCAUUAGUGGCCCCAGCUAAGUUAGAGAAACUCCAAUAUAAGGAAAUACUUACUCCAAGCUGGAGGAUGGUUGUUCUUCAGCCUUUGGAUGAAUAUCAUGUAGAUGAAGAAGAGAUAGAAGAUCUUUCUGAUGAAGUCUUCUCUCUAAGACACAAAAGAUACGAAGCAAGAGAGCAAGCCAGAUGGUCACUAUGGGAACAAAGCAAGUGGCACAGAAGAAACAGCAGAGCUUACAGUAAAAACGUUGAAGGACAGGACUUACUUCUGAAGGAAUACCCUAAUGACUUUAGCAGUCAUCAGCAAGGUGCUGCCGAAAGUCCGCAGAGUCAGGAUCUGAGCGCACAGGGCUCACCUUCCGUAAACGAAAUCCAAGAAACCAAGUCUUUGUGGUGGGAACGACGGGCUUUUCCGCUGAAGGGUGAAGUCAAAGAAGCCUUAUUAUGCCAAGAUGGAAAAAAAGAUCCGACUGAAAGAACAAAUCCUGCUCUCAGUGGUGAAGACUUCUGGACCAGUGCACCAGAGGAUGGAAUGGAAGAGUAUAACACCUAUGCUGUAGGACUUUCGUUAAAAAAAAAAAUAGGUGA